Musca domestica (house fly) is the source of this 2286-nucleotide messenger RNA. RefSeq lists its product as uncharacterized. NCBI's taxonomy places the organism in Eukaryota, Metazoa, Arthropoda, Insecta, Diptera, Muscidae. The coding region runs from base 91 to 1602 and encodes 503 amino acids. The transcript has 2 exons. The record is from RefSeq and is a predicted model, not a curated record. Gene Ontology annotation, biological process: DNA integration. Gene Ontology annotation, molecular function: nucleic acid binding.
GAAAAAACAAAGUGAAGACUUCGUACUGCAACAAUAGCUCAAACAAGUUUUGUUAUAUUUUGGUCCUGUCUCAUACUGUUAACUCGAGUCAUGGCUUAUAUUUUGAGAUUUCUUCAAUACAAACCUGGUUCUAAAAUCCGACAUAAAGGCUUUCUUCGAGCGACGGAAUUGAAUAAGGCGCUACAAAAACUUGUUAUUUUGUCUCAAGACGUCGAUUUCCCCGAGGAACUACAAAUAUUAAAGAAAGGAGGAAGCAUUUAUCCAAGAAGCAAAAUUGCCCAAUUGUGUCCCUUUAUUGACGACGAUGGCGUACUACGUGUUGGAGGCAGAUUGCAAAAAGCUAAGUUUCACUAUGACUUUAAAUAUCCUAUGUUAUUGUCCAAACACAGUCCUUUAUCUCUCUUAAUAUUUACAGAUGCUCAUAAGAAGACACUUCAUGGAGGUCUCAUCCAGAUGCAAGCCUAUGUCACUAGAAGGUUUUGGAUAUUAUCUGCCCGAAAUCUUGCUAAAAAGGUCCAACGCCAAUGUAUUACGUGCUUUAAGUACAAGGCCAAAUCCCUGCAGCAAAUCAUGGGCAAUCUUCCGUCUGUGCGAUUGCAACCCACAAGACCUUUUAAACAUAGUGGUGUGGAUUACGCUGGCCCAAUAACCAUUAAGCAAUCAACGGCCAGGAAUUCUGUCACGACAAAAGGAUACAUCUGUCUCUUCAUAUGUAUGGUCACGAAAGCUCUUCACCUUGAAGCCGUAACAAGUCUUUCUACUGAUGCUUUCAUUGCUGCCUUCAGAAGGUUCACCUCACGACGAGGGAUGUGUUCAGACCUUUACUCCGAUUGUGGCACGAAUUUCAUUGGCUCUAAUAAGGAACUUAAGAUUCUACAAAGAAGAAAUACAGAAUCUCUACCGGAAGAUUUGGCAAACCUACUAGCUGACAAUGGCACAAAUUGGCACUUUAUUCCACCGGCUUCCCCAAAUUUUGGAGGACUUUGGGAAGCUGGCGUCAAAUCCACAAAACAUCAUUUAAAACGCAUCAUGGAGCAUCGCAUUCUUACUUACGAAGAAUUAGCAACUCUGUUGGCUCAAAUUGAAGGAUGUCUCAAUUCAAGACCGCUAUGUCCUAUUUCGCCUGACCCUUCAGAUUUCGAAGCUCUAACUCCAUCUCAUUUUCUCGUUGGAGAACCGAUUUUAUGUGUCCCAGAAGAAAAUCUGUUAAAUUUCUCCAUUGAUAGACUUUCCCGGUGGAAAGUUGUCCAACUCCUUAAACAACAAUUCUGGAAACGCUGGUCCUCAGAAUAUGUAAACCGUUUGCAGUCUCGCCCUAAAUGGCUCAAACCUCAAAAGAAUCUUGAAGUCGAUGAUCUUGUCAUUAUUUUCGAUGAAAGAUUGCCUCCAGGCCAGUGGCCGCUUGCCCGAAUUAUCGAUGUUCAUCCUGGUACUGAUGGAAAAGUAAGAGUUGUCUCAUUAAAGUCGAAUGGAAAAAUCUACAAACGUCCUGUCUCCAAAGUCGCACUACUUCCUCUUCAAGACUAUUUCAAUCCCCCACAAGGCCAACAUAAGAGUUGCUGUGAGCAGAGGCAUAGCAUGGUAAUCUCUAAAACCAAAUAAAACACCUCAUCAUUCAUCAUGGUCAAGAACAGUUGUUCUUUGUGCGGGGGAAUGUUGGAGCAAAAGUAUUUUAUUAUUUUUAUUCUAAGUCUUAUUAUUUCAUUUAUUAUAAUUAACUUAUUAUUUUUAUUAUAAUUUACAAUCCCUAUUUGUCUGAACUGACAUCCCUAAUUACAUUGUAAAUUUUUCAACCGGCAUCCCUAUUUCUUUUCUAAUUGCAAUUUUUGGCAAUUCCUCUUUUAAUCGCAUUCUUCGAUUCAAGGUCAAUAUUUGUCUCAACAUAAGCCGGACAAUGAUCUUUGCUGCCUCCGUUACGUUAUGCUUUGUUGUUGUUGUUAAUUUCUCUAUUUACCCUAAUGAGUGGAAAUGUAAACAAAGCAAUAGCGUCAGCAGAGACAGUAAAUAUGAUCAAUGCUGGCUCGUUAUGUUGACGAUUACAAAUCUAUUUUUAGUAUUGUUCCUUUUCUCUGCCGUGCUGCAUUAAAUCGAUCUAACGCUAACAUAAUUUUCUGCCUUGCUGCUAAUACAAACAAAACGACCUAAGUCGCAAAUUUUAUAAAUUAAAGUUUAAUAAUAUUAAUAAGAAUUAAGUGUCCCAUCAGGAGCAAAACUAUUACCAAAUUAUAUUUAAUUAUAAUUUUGAUUAAAUAAAAUUGCCCCAGUGACAAUAAAUUUUAAAGAACA